UGCCUUACAAAGCGGUCAAUGGUAUGUUUUACUGUAUGUAUAAGAAAGUCGGCAAGUACUCGACCGUUAUCCUAGGCACCUUUUCCAAUCUUCUUCUUAAUUACUUCUUUAUAAUCUAGCCUAGCCUGAGACGCAGCUUACGAUGGCGCCCGUCGCAGUCUCCCCCAAUACCACCACCGACUUUGUUACCACACCCAAUACUCUCCACGACGUCAUCGCUCAAGCUGUUGACCGGUAUCCGUUACAUGAGCUUGGCUUCGUAACCUCCUCGGCACAUGACUCCUCCAUUCAGACGAAGACCUUCGGCGCGUUCAACCAAUAUGUUCGCAAACUUGCACGGGCCAUGCUCGAGUUGGGGAAACCCACAGGCUCAAUUAUCGUCGUGUACCUGACGGAGCAUGAAGAUAACAUGGCUGCUGUCUGGGCGUGUCUUCUUGCUGGCUAUCUGCCCUGCUUACAGCCCGCACUUAGCGCACAACAAGCGCACAAGGAGGCCCAUGUUGCGCAUCUCAAGGAAUUGUUUGGGUCUGCAACUUGGCUGACCAGUGAGCUUGGGGCUGAGCAGAUCACCUCCAUUCUUGGUCUGGAGGUUCACUUGUUCUCCCGAUUGAAAUCAUCAGGGGAGAAAUUUACUGUAGCAGCUGACUGGGUCGCAUACGAGGCUAAGCCGGACGACGAUGCCAUGCUGUUCCUGACCUCAGGGUCGACUGGGUUCUCGAAAGCGGUCGUCCACACGCACCGUACCAUCCUUGCUGCAUGUCGUGCGCAGGGGCAAAACUACGGCCUUUCUUCUGAAUCUCAAGUGUUGAACUGGGUCGGUUUUGAUCACGUCGGGGGAUCACUAACAUUUCACAUCACACCUCUUCUAUAUGGUGCUUCGCAACUCCACGUGCACGCAUCUGUUGUUAUUACUGAUCCCCUUCGGCUGCUACGUCUGAUCGACGAAAAAUCACUCGAACUGGCUUAUGCCCCGAACUUUCUGCUCUCCAAGCUCACUCGUGAUCUGGAGAAGCGCACAGACCUCUUCGGAUGCUUCGACCUGUCCUCCAUCAAGCGGAUCAACAGCGGAGGUGAAGCUAUUGUUACCAAGACCGCGCAAGCCUUUGUUGCUAUGAUGAAAAGGUUUAGCAAGAACCCCUCUGCCGUGUCCUUUGUGAUCGCCUCUGGGUUUGGAAUGACAGAAACUUGUGCCGGAUGUAUUUACAACUACCCUGUAGAUGUCCUCACGACUGAGCAUACUCGCGAAUUUCUUGAUCUCGGACGUCCCAUCAAUGGUUGCGAGAUGCGCGUCGUGGACCCUACGGAUGGCACUACCCUGCGCCCCGAUGGUGAGAGCGGCGAGCUUCAGAUUCGUGGACCGAUGGUCUUCGUACGCUACUACAACAAUGCCAAGGCUACGUCCUCUAGCUUUGUUGAGGGCGGCUGGUACCGCACUGGCGAUGUUGGCAUCAUCGAGAAUGGUGUCAUGCGUCUUGGUGGUCGUAUCAAGGACACCAUCAUCGUUCAUGGUGUCUCAUACGGUAUCCCUGAGCUCGAAACCAACCUCCAGACCGUUGAAGGGGUCACGCACUCGUUCCUCGCUGCUGCUCCCUACCGCGCUCCUGGCCAGGAGACUGAAGGCUUCAUCAUUUUCUACUCCCCAACUUUUGACCUUGAUGGAACAGAUGCCUCCACCAAGCUCUUCGCCACGCACCGUGCCCUGCGGGAUAUCUGUGUGAAGAUGAUCACCCUGCCACCUCAGUUCAUCAUCCCAAUCCCUGUGAACCAGAUGGAGAAGACUACUCUCGGAAAACUAUCUCGUGCGCGUCUCAUGAGUCUGUUCAAGCAAGGCCAGCUUGCGGAACACAUCACCCGCUCUGAGGAGCUUCUCAGUGAGGCACGGAGUAUUUCCUUCAUCGCCCCAUCCACCGAUGCGGAAAAGGCGCUUGUUAAGAUAUUUGCUGGGAUCUUCAACCUCGCAGAAAGCGAAGUGUCGGUGAGCGACAACUUCUUCGAGAUCGGCGGUACUUCUCUUGAUGCUAUCCGGCUCAAGCGCGAAGGAGAGGAAUACUUCGGCCUUCCUGACAUCCCUCCCAUCCAAAUCCUGAAGCACCCCGUUCUCUCGAGCCUGGCCAACUACGUCAACUCCUUGCUCUCCAAGGGCACCCAGACUGAGGAGUACGACCCCAUCGUCCCCCUUUCAGUGACCGGAAAUAAGACGCCAGUCUUCUUCGUUCACCCUGGUGUCGGAGAGGUCCUCAUUUUCGUCAAUCUUGCCAAAUACUUCCAGAAUGAGCGUCCCUUCUACGCGUUCCGUGCUCGUGGCUUCGAACCUGGCCACCCUUUCCUCACCUCCAUGGAUGAGAUGACUUCUUGCUAUGCCGCAGCAGCCAAGAGGAUUCAGGCGACAGGACCUUACGCUAUCGCGGGCUACAGUUAUGGCGGUGUUGUCGCGUUUGAAGUUGCCAAGCGGCUCGAGGCCAUGGGCGAGGAAGUGAGGUUAUUCGCUCCGAUCAACAUUCCUCCUAAUAUCUCCAGCCGCAUGCAUGAGCUUGAUUGGACGGCCGCCUUGCUCUCCUUGGCGGCCUUCCUCGGUUUCGUGUCGAAACAUUAUGCUGAUGAUCCGCCUCCUUCCCUGAGGCUGCUCGCGAGGCAGGAGCAGCUCGAGUUCGUGUGGAAGUUGUCGCCUCCUCAACGUAUCGCUGAGCUCCAGCUGACGAUCGAGAAGUUGGAAAAAUGGACGGACGUCGCCAAGUCUCUCAUCAAUUGUGGACUAGACUACAACCCAUCAGGCUCAGUUUCUGCAAUCGAUGUUUUUUACACAACUCCCUUUGCCGGUUCUAGAGUUGACUGGCUCAACAACCAGCUCAAGCCAUGGACUGGUUGGAGCCGCGGCGAGGCAUGGUCUGGCUUCAGCCGCGGUGAUGUAUCGUAUAUUGAGGUGCCUGGGGAACACACGACGCUCCUGGACUUUGAAUACGUCCCACACUUCCAGAAGACCUUCCGCAGUCGUCUUGAGGCUCGUGGGCUGUAGACGUGUGGGGUGGCAUAUUCCGAUUAUGUAUUGUCUUGCGUCGGUAUAUUAUUCAACUACAGGUGAUACGGCUUAUCAGCUGGGUAAUUUCAUAGCUUGUUUCUUUAUCCAUGUGCAUCUUGGAUCCCGAAAACAGAUUCUGCGGACGGAUUUAAAGCCGUUGUGCUCACUAACGUCGAUAUCGCGGUGUAUGGGAUGUGAUAUCUGAGCUAUGCUUACCGUUCUAUCAUAGAAAUUGGGAGACAAUGACACCCAACAAGGUCCGAGCUCAAGACAUGCUUUACCACUAUGUAAAUCAACUGACGUUUUUGAGCC
Molecule: messenger RNA, 3328 nt
Organism: Suillus clintonianus
Lineage: Eukaryota; Fungi; Basidiomycota; Agaricomycetes; Boletales; Suillaceae
Product: atromentin synthetase
Exons: 7
Coding region: 143-3013 (956 amino acids)
Biological process (GO): biosynthetic process
Source: RefSeq, a predicted model, not a curated record